AUUUCCCAUUGCAGGAUGAGCUGCAGUGGGUUAGAGAGGAAUGUUUUUAGGGGGGAGGGAAUGGGCUCUUCCCUGUGAGGCCAUGAAAUCUGGGAGGAGGCAUUCUGGCUGUUUUCUGUCCCAAAAUAAUAUCCCUGUCACUGUGAAGGAAAUCCUGCCAUAUCAGUGCUUCAUUCAACGUAGAGGGUGGCUUCCAAUGUAAGUGUGCUCUGAAUGUGUAGUGUCUGUGGGGAACUCAGGAGAGAGCUGGGAUCAUCAGGGUCCUAGACCGUGUGCCAAAGAGCGUCUCAAUCAUUCCUUAUAUGGUGUGAAUAUUGACAGACAGAUUACUUUAUUAGUUCAGCUGGUAUUUUUUUUUUUUUUUUUUAUGGGAUUAGAAUAGUGCGUGUUCCCUCUGAUGACUAUUUGUAAGCUGUAUAGCACUGAAAGCGUUAACCGGUCUUUGUGACUUCCACAUACUUUGGUUGGCAUAGUAACAAUAUGGAAUACUUUUACAAACUGCUGAGUGGGAGUGUUGUAUUAUUUAACUGUUUCAGCGCUGGACUCCUCACAAAAUAAAAGUACUUACGGGGGACAGUACUCCUGCUGUAUAAUAGUCAGUACUGGGAAAAGUGACAUUGGAAAGGAAGAGCUUAUCCUGUCUACCCUGUACCUCCUCUGCCUCUUAGAAUGCUUUGGGGGGGAAAUGCUGGUUUAGGUUUUUAUUUGUUUCAGGAAUAAUUUCCUUCCUCUAGUUUCGCAUUCUUCUUCAGAUUCAGUGACAUUCAGAUCCGAAUUCCCUUUUUGCUGCUUGGGAACAUUUUCCCCCAGAUUUGUCAUGAAUCUGCAUGAAAAGCUGCUAAUAAUAUAUAAAAUUAUUCGAUCACCGUUCUCACGUAGAUCUAAGUCCGUUGAUCUGCAGAAAAUUUAGCUCAGGGUUGUCUGUGGCGGAGCUUCCAUUAGCUCUCCUGAGCUGAGCCCUGCACCGCCAACGGCCGGAGAAUUCCAGGUAAGAAGUUAAACUGUGAGCAAACUGUUAGACUACUUACAUUGGGAGUCGCCAGCUCACUUAUGGCACCAUAGCUACUACAGCGUGCUGUAGCGAUUUUAUAGUGCUUAGAAUGUUCCUUUAAGAUUCUGGUACCUGUUGUUAUGGUAACGGUGGCUAGUAUAGUUGGGGAAAUCAUACUCGUGCUACACCAGUCCGCUACAAAGUUAUUCCCCUCUGACUUUAUUAUUUUACAUGAGUGUCUAAACACUGCCGGUGGCUUGAAGAAAAACCCCUGACUUGGCGCUGAUCCUAGCAGGUGACUACCAAUCUUCAUCCAGCAUCUGACCCAAAACUGGUACCCAAGUUGCCUUUGAGAGUCCUGUCCUUUACCUUCACAAACGGGACAAAUCAAAGCGGAACUUCCUGCAGUAAAAUACACCAGGGAUCCUCAAAUAUUGUUCUUCUUCUGUUUGGAUUUUUAAAAACAUUUUUAUAGAAGUCUUUCUAUAGAUAUUUCUUCCCCCAACUCAAAACAAAAGGAUUGUCUCCUCACUGAUUGUGUAGCUCCAUUUUUCUAUGCUACUUUUCCAUUCUGGAUUUAGAUACUGGGAGAAAGGGUUAAACAUUCCAUUUUAAGUUUGGGCUGAGAAUGCAAGAUAUUUGUGGGAUGUAAUAUUUAGUCUGAAUUCUGAUCUGUGAGGAAAUGUCUGUGGACCAUAUGCCAGCAUUGCUCUACAGCUGAAGGUCCAAAGCACUGAUUCCUCUCGCAGACAGGAUCUGUCUGGGGCAAUUCAUGCACGUUAUAUAUAAAGAGCAAUUCAUGGCAAAACGUUUCUAAAAGCCGAGCAGUCACCAUGCAAACCAAUGGAAUAUUACUGCUACACCAAUCCCCUUUUUAGAGGUUUGCUUUUAGCUGUGUUUGUUUGUUUUUUUUUAUACAUAAUGCUCAAAGUGCGCUGCGGUAAGUUUUUUUUUUUUUUUUUGUGUAAUUCGUUACACCUUUCUGGCAACUGGAGGGUUAAUAUCUAUUGUAGUUAGAAAAAAAACAAUUUAUUUCAUGCAGACACAAAUGAUUGUUGAUUUAAGUCAAUUAGAAGAACAGAUAUGAUAGUGGUAUUUACACUUAAUGGCGCAGUGCGAGAGGCCGUGUGUAAUUGACAAAUGUGUGUAAUUUCAUUAUAUUCUCCCUCCCCCCUCCAUCUCGCUCUGUAACCACAAAACCUGCUUUGAUAUAUAAAUAGAGACAAAUAAUUACCAUCUCCUGUUAAAAUUCUGUUUUCUAUGCGAUUCACUGUGUCAUCGCGCAGGAAUACAUUCUUCCAUACUGAACAGAUUAUGCAACAUUGUAGCCCUUCUCUGAACCCUCUCUAAUAUCAUCGGUGUGAGCAGUAUGUGGUAUAUCUUCAUAUAUAAUUUGCAAUAUAUUGUGUGCACAUAUACAUGUAUAUUGCGCAGGAUAAGGCUGGUGAUCUGGUGGCUAAAGUCUGCUCUUGUUUUAAAAGACUGCUGUUAACUAAAUGGCCUCUAGGCUUUCAAGGCGUAUAAUAAUUGUGGAAUAGAUCUGCCCGAUGGCCACACAAAUAGUCGUACACAUGGUACAGAUGGCAGUAAAAUAGUGAUCCAUUUCAAAUAAACACCAUUACCUCUAUAGCACUCUGUAGUGGUUACGGAGCAUCCCCGCCCCCCUUGUAUGUAGUCAAACCAUCUAGUAAACAGAUUGACCGCUCACUUUGGGAGAGCACUCUGUAGUGGUUACGGUGCUUGGAGUUUAAUAUAUACUGUUAAUGCUUCCAGCCAAUCACAACACAGAAUUUAAAUUGUCAGUAACCAGAGACUGCAGAUUAGAAAACACUAAUGGCUGCCCCCUAUUAUUAUUUUUUUUUUUUUUAAAUAUGGUCUUCCAGUUGCAGUAAUGUAUUCUAGCAUUGAUCUAUAAAACAGUUUUUACAGACUGCGUUAUUUUAUAUAAAGUAAACUAACCCUCUGCUGAACAAUUAAUGUCUUUCCUUAAUGUGACUUGGGAAUUUAAUUAGAAAAAUCCAUUAAAUUUUUGAAUAAACAAAUAUUUCAUUGGUCUCAGUCUCCCUAAUGCUUCUUAAAUCGCUUUACAAACAUAUUUCAACAAAGUUUACUCGUAGAAUGUCUAAUCGAAGACGCGCCGGCUGCCCCUUAGUUAAUGAAUUAUCUUUGCUACAUACCUGUGUGAAUACAUCCUCUCAGUUGUUUACAUAAGAGGCAAGAAGACACCAUUGAAUGUGAUUAAGCACAGUUUAUACCCCAAAUAUAAUUCCUCUUUUUAACACCUGGCACCAACUGCAGCUGUGAAAGUCAUUCAGUUGUCUUUGGCACCCAGUUCAAAGAAUACACCCUCAAUAAACCUAAGUGAAUUUGCAUUGAGCUGUGCACCAGCAGGUGCGCUAUUGAAUGAUCUUGCUUAAUAACUGUUUAUUAAAUAGUAAUUUUGUUUUUGUGAAUUGUUACGCUCCUGCUAUUUUAAUCUUUAGUUUUUUUGGACUGCAGUUGAUAAUGACUCUUCAGUUGGUCAAACUGCAUCUCUCAUGCCGCUCAGGACCUCCUUUUCCUAACCAAACACACACUGAAGUCAGUUUAUUUUUAGGGGAUCAGUGGGGGAUGGUGUGUUGGCAUUGCAGAGGUUUUUGAUGCCGGCUCGUUUUCGCUUUGCACGGAGCUAUUUUGGUAAUUCCAAUAUCAAUCAAAGCCCAGCUGCACAAAUUAAACGAACAAAUAACAUUUGACGACGCUGGCAUUAUGAUAAUGACUUUUUUUUUGGCUUAAAGAAUAUCUUCAAUGCUAAUUAAACUCUAUGAAAGGAGGGCUGUUCUUCAGACAAGUGAACGCAAGGCUGUAUACAGCACAAUCUCCUAUAAUUUCUGACCCUGAUAUUUCUUCUCUCCUUCUGUGAUACAACCACUCCUCCUCCUCCCGAUCUCUUUGAAAUACAUUCCGUUUUAUCCUUGUUCUUUACCAUGUUGUAUCAAUUAGUUUGCCUAGUGUAUGUAUUGUGUGUUACUCCUCAAAUACCAUGUAUUCCAUGAGCAAUAAAGGCCUCAUCGCAUCCUUGCAGUGGAUAAGCUCCAUGGCACUAAAUGGGUUAAACAUAGUACGAUUGUGGGAAUUAUUCUCCAAACUGGCAAUUGCUCAUUUUUGUCUAAAAUAGCAGAGUUGGUAAACAUUACCUUAAAGCUGUCAUUUCUUUCCACCGUUUUCAGCAGUUGUCAUUUUAGUAAAUAUACCCUUAUAUAUCUUGAGUUAACCAUUUGCGUACCACGAGUCUGACUUACCAGAACCAACCGGCAUCGAUUAUUAUUUAUAAAGCGCCAACAAGUUCCGUGGCGCUGUGCAAUGGGUGGACUAACAGACGCGCAUUUGUAACCAGAUGAGUUGGGGACACACAGGAACAGAUGGAUUGAGGGCCCUCUUUGCCCCCAGUUUCAAUCUUUCUACGUAUUGCCCGUCCUACUCUGCUGUCUUCACCCCCUCCUGAUCUCUCUGCCUGCCAUCACUUCCUCUUAUGAAUAUGUUCUUUAUAUCAGUCGGUACUUUGUUUGCUGUCACGCAGGUGGUUCUUCGCCUCGCUUGGCGCAUACUCUGCAGUAAUUCAUUGCAGAAGCUGAAAAGCCUCACUGUAAAAUUUCUCUUUUUAUGCUCUGUUACUUGUCUAAACCAUUGCAUGGAUAAUUCGCCUCUGCUCGACCUGCGCAUUCUAAUAGUUUCUGUGAGAUAUGGAUUUACGACCUUUGUCCUCCAGCUGUUGGGCUACAUUUGCCAUAAUUCUCUGACUGCCAAGCAGUUGAACAACUCAUGUUUUAACUUUUCCUCUUAUAAACCUUCUGAUUUUUAAAUAAUUUGUGUACAGUGUAUUUUAAAAAGGGAGCUUCCUGCUGAGUCAGUUAAACCUUGGAAGUAUAGAAUUUAUAAUCUCAUAUAUUAGCCUCAUUUUUUAGCUCCAACAUUCUGUAGACCUGCACAUUUUUAUAAUUGGGAUUCAUAUAUUGGCACAUAAUUGGCAAAGAAAAAAAUUGUCAGACCGGUGAGCAGUGCCCUGCUCAAACAAGCUUACAAUCAUUUUGGGUGAAGUAGGUAACGGCCUGUUUCUUCCAGCGGCUAAAGACUUGAUAAUUGGCUAAUAACAGGCAGAAGACACAUGGAAACUGGCGUAUCCUUAAUAUAUUGAAGUGUGGUCCAUCAUACUCACUGAAUACGGCGACUGUUGAUUGCGUAGAAAAAGUGAUAAUGAUUGGACCUUCCUGAGAUCUCUCUCUAAUCAUGGGAUAAUGGGACCAGAUUGUGCACCAUCCCAGGGAAGUGGUUAUGGUGUUUGCAGUGCCCUUUUAACAAAGCAUGAGAAGGUCCUAUCUCCAUUCCAUUGUGUUGGCAUCGCACUUGGUUUAAAACCAAAUAGUAAAUACAAUAUAGAUCAUUGGGGGGGGAGGGGCUGUUUUCCUCUAAAUCAUCCUGAAAACCUUGUAAACUUCUGAUGGUACAUUUUAGAUUUGUUUUUAUUAAAAACUUUAUAUAGCAUUCCUGGGGGGCUGUGCUGGAUCCCCUCCACCCACCGUCUGGUAAUAAAGAAUAAAUUCAAAAACCUCCUGUAAGUCUAUUCUGUCUUUGUGUACCGCCAUUAACGUCUCCAAGGGCCUACGAUUGGUUUGUUGUUGGUUGAGACGCCAGCGACGAUCUAUUGAAGCUUUGAAACUGAGAAAACAUCAGCUUGCUCCAUUAAAUACAGGAGAUAUUAUGCAGAGCUGGAAAAGCAGAGGAGGGGCUGGUAAAAAAGCAAUUAAAGACUUUAAUUAAGCGACAGUUUUCUUUUUUUUUUUCAUCUCCUGGUGGCGCCUUGCCGUUUCUGUCUGACUCUCGCUGAACUUCUGUUAACGCUGAUGGACAUGCCACCUACGCUUCUUUAAUAUCCCAACGAUGGGAUAACAGAUUCUUGGAGGAGGUAAUUCAUUAACCCCUUCAAUCUCUGCACUAAAAGGAGUUACAUUUUAUUUCUUUGCUCUCUGUUUUGUUGCCCAUCACAGUAACUGGAUUCUUUUUUUCAGAAUGGUUAGCAACCCAGAGACAAAUCCUAAAAAUGGGUAAAUCAUUGCGCAGUAAGCAGCGUAUGGCUGUGGUUGGAUUUAAAUCCUAAUGAAAUCUUAACCUAAUCGGUCAUGGAUAAUGUUAUCUGCUCAUGCAAGGGCUUCGAUGGAGCUGUCUAGGAUGUAUUUGUGCCAUUGGAAUAAUGCAUCGAUGGAGCUUAGUUGAUGUAUUAUAAUGUAUGAUCUUCAUUAAAGCAGAUACUAACCCUAAUUAUUUAUUUUUAAAAAUGAAAUGUAAGUAUUUUAAAAAAAACCCCAAAAACUAUAAAUACUCAUUAACACUUCGCUUAAAGGGUAACUCUAACCAAAAAGUGUGCGACUAGUGUGUCACUUCCGAUCAUCCCUAGCCACCCAAAAAAAACAUAGAAUGUGUCGGCAGAUAAGAACCAUUCGGCCCAUCUAGUCUGCCCAAUUUUCUAAAUACUUUCAUUAGUCCCUGGCCCUUUUUUAUAGUUUGGAUAGCCUUAUGCCUAUCACACGCAUGUUUAAACUCCUUUACUGUGUUAACAUCUACCACUUCAGCUGAAGGGCAAGUCCAUGCAUCCACUACCCUCUCAGUUAAAGGACCACUAUAGUGCCAGGAAAACAUACUCGUUUUCCUGGCACUAUAGUGCCCUGAGGGUGCCCCCACCCUCAGGGACCCCCUCCCGCCCGGCUCUGGAAGGGGGAAAGGGGUAAAAACUUACCUUUUUCCAGCGCUGGGCGGAGAGCUCUCCUCCUCCUCUCCGCCUCCGUUAAGCCCCGCCGGCUGAAUGCGCACGCGCGGCAAGAGCUGCGCGCGCAUUCAGCCGGUCACAUAGGAAAGCAUUCAUAAUGCUUUCCUAUGGACGCUGGCGUGCUCUCACUAUGAAAAUCACAGUGAGAAGCACGCAAGCGCCUCUAGUGGCUGUCAAUGAGACAGCCACUAGAGGCUUUGGGGGAAGGCUUAACCCAUUCAUAAUUAUAGCAGUUUCUCUGAAACUGCUAUAAUUAUGAAAAAAUGGGUUAACCCUAGAAGGACCUGGCACCCAGACCACUUCAUUAAGCUGAAGUGGUCUGGGUGCCUAGAGUGGUCCUUUAAGUAAUACUUCCUGGUAUUAUCUAUAAAACUUUGCCCCUCUAAUUUAAGACUAUGUCCUCUAGUUGUGGUAGUUUUUAUUCUUUUAAAUAUAGUCUCCUCCUUUACUGUGUUGAUUCCCUUUUAUGUAUUUAAAUGUUUCUAUCAUAUUCCCCCUGUCUCGUCUUUCCUCCAAGCUAUACAUGUUAAGGUCCUUUACCCUUUCCUGGUAAGUUUUAUCCCGCAAUCCAUGAACCAGUUUAGUAGCCCUUCUCUGAACCCUCUCUAACGUAUCAAUAUCCUUCUGAAGAUACGGUCUCCAGUACUGUGUACAAUACUCCAAGUGAGGUUUUACCAGUGUUCUGUACAAUGGCAUGAGCACUUCCCUCUUUCUACUGCUAAUACCUCUCCCUAUACAACCAAGCAUUCUGCUAGCAUUUCCUGCUGCUCUAUUACAUUGUCUGCCUACCUUUAAGUCAUCAGAAAUAAUCACCCCUAAAUCCCUUUCCUCAUAUGUUGAGGUUAGGACUCUAUCAAAUAUUCUGUACUCUGCCCUUGGGUUUUUACAUCCAAGAUGCAUUAUCUUGCACUUCUCCACAUUAAAUGUCAGUUGCCACAAUUCUGACCAUUUUUCUAGUUUACCUAAUUCAUUUGCCAUUUGGCUUAUCCCUCCUGGAACAUCAACCCUGUUACAUAUCUUAGUAUCAUCAGCAAACAGACAUACCUUACCAUCAAGACCUACUGCAAUAUCACUAAUAAAAAUAUUAAAGAGAAUGGGUCCAAGUACAGAUCCCUGAGGUACCCCACUGGUGACAAGUCCAAGCUUCGAAUAUAUUCCAUUAACUACAACCCUCUGUUGCCUGUCACUCAGCCACUGCCUUACCCAUUCAACAAUAUUGGAAUCCAAACUUAAAGAUUGCAGUUUAUUGAUAAGCCUUCUAUGUGCAACAGUGUCAAAAGCCUUACUGAAAUCUAGGUAAGCAAUGUCUACUGCACCACCCUGAUCUAUAAUUUUAGUUACCCAAUCAAAAAAAUCAAUAAGAUUAGUUUGGCAUGAUCUCCCUGAAGUAAACCCAUGUUGUCUCUGAUCUUGAAAUCCAUGUGUUUUUAGAUGUUCAGCAAUCCUAUCCUUUAACAUGGUUUCCAUCACUUUCCCCACUACUGAAGUAAGGCUUACUGGCCUAUAGUUGCCCGACUCCUCCCUAUUACCUUUCUUGUAAAUGGGCACAACAUUCGCUAACUUCCAAUCUUCUGGGACUAGUCCUGUUAACAAUGAUUGGUUAAAUAAAUCUGUUAAUGGUUUUGCUAGUACACCACUAAGCUCUUUUUAAAAAAAAAAAAAAAAGAAAGAAUAAAAAAAAAGGGGGGAAAGAAUAAAGCUACGUCACUUCCACUGCGGUGCUGAGGUCAGCUACUCCAGGCAAUACGUUCUUCCUCCAGAGACGUCACACACUCUCUCUCACUGAAGGGUAAGGUAUGUUGUGGAGGACUUGGGCGGCAUGUUGGCGUGGUGUGCUACCAUUGGUUGCCUGUUGUGCUUGCUGUGUGCACUGACAUUAGAUGUCCAGAAUGCACAGAAUUGACAUUAGCCAGCCCAAAAAUCUUAUUCCGGGCUGGCUAAUGACUCCCUAAUGGCGCUGAAGGAGGUGAAAUAACACCUCUAGCAGCAGAGGGUUAAUUUCAGUAUAUUUGCAGUGUAUCGCACUGAAACACGGCUCAUGCAGACCCCAAGCACCAUGUACAAUGCAAAUCACUGAAAUGGUCAUGGUGCUUGCAAGUAACCGUUAAACACUCUCCUAAAUGGUAAUUAUGUGUUUUUUGUUGUUUUUUUAAUUUGAUCUUGCCAGCAGAAUGUAUUUUUUACAUUGCUAUACCUACUUGAUAAAGGAUCUCAUCGAACAUCUUUUGUGUGCCUCAAACCUUUAACUUUGAGUACACUGCCAGCACUGUGAGGGUUAAAGUUAUCUGUUACAGGGCAGGCUUGUUGUGCCCACCCCAGGGCAGUUACAUACUGGUGAAUGAGGGGCAAACACUGGGAUAUUUAUUAAACUGGCUUAGAUAUAACUGCUCUGAUUCUUAAAGGCUCCCACUGCCAGCAUGCUGAGCUCCGACGCCUUGCCAAACCCUGGCAUCUUGCAUUCACAAUGAGGGAGGGGGUAACCGAGGCGCCCUGUCUAAUUAUUCCCUUUACUGGGAAUGUAAUCCUCCUGAGCUCACAAUGCUUGGAAGCAGCGGGAAGUCUCAUUAGUCUCUCAUUGUCCCGGUUUCUGGGCACGCAUACCACGUGUGCUUUGCAAUUUAUGCCACACAUGCACAAAUCAAUAUGUUUUAAAUCAAUAAUUAUGUGUAAAGCAACGAAUGUAGAUGUACACAAGCCAUAAACAGUUGUCUCUGCAUUAACGCCAGCAAGCCGUGAAUUGCAUGGAAUGUCAAGAGCUGCUUAAAUACUGAUCAUAGAUCUAUGGGAUUGUAAACUCUUGGGACAAGAAGCCUCAGUUUCCAUCUGCACCAGUUUUACUGUUCUAAAAAUGUAUUUACUUUUUAAAGUGGUGGCUAAAUAAGGAAACAGAGAGUUGCAGAUAUUGGUAGAAUAUAGAGGGAAUGAAGAGAUAAGUGAGUGAUAAUUUUAAACAGUUGCAGGAGCAUGCUAUAAAUUUAGGGGGAACCUGGGUGGGUUGAGCCGAGUACAAUUGUAGAGGCUAGGGUCCUAGGGAUGAUGUGUAGGAGUACUGUAGGUACAUGCUGCCCUACAAGGGUAUACAAGAGAAUUGCAUUCCCACUAGGUAGUAGCUCUGAUAAAUGGUCCUCCAGGUUUUAUCUUCCUUUUUGUUCUGGUUAAACUUACAGUAUAUCUUCGUGAUGUAUUUAAAUGAGCUGUUCUUUGUGUUCUUGGCAUGGCAAUCUCUGUAGAAAGAAUUCGCCUUGUGGAUAAUGACUUGCUAAAACUUUUAAUAAACAUAGUAAAACAAAUAAUGCCCUAUGGGAAAUACCCUAUUAGGCAACCGUUCUCAUUUUGCAUACGGUUAUAUCAGCCUGACCUCACUGACAAGGUCUAAAUGCUACAAUUGGCCAUCUGAGCUUGCUGCAUGUCUUGUACAGAGGUAGCCUGCUUGGUAUAUGUUUUUCCGAGGAUGCCAAUGUGGGUGGCAUUAUGUGAAUGAUGUAGACACUGUAACUUCUUAAUCUCACUGAUGUGUUUUUAGUGUCUACAGCCUCCUGGUGCUGUCCUUCCAUUCAGCAUUAAAUCGUUUUUUAAUCUUUUAACACUAAAUGGUCUCCAGCAGCCCACCCCCUCCAGGCUGUUCAGGCUAAUGAGGAAGUAUUUGCCUGAGGAGCAAUGGGUGGCCGUGAUUGGCUGAGAGUGUCAUCUGACUGCUUUCUGCCUAUCACAUUGCUGGUAUGAAUUUGUAUGGCUAGAAGGAAGUAUAAUCUCUGUCGUAGCCACAUCUCCACUAGUGGCCGGAGCUGUGGGAAGCCAGAGCUUCUCAUGAAGUGUUAUACUGCUUGAAAAUGGUUUAACAGCGACUGCAGGCACUAUAACCAAUUCAAUAAAAUUAAAUGGUAAACGUGCCUACAGUGUCCCUUUAAAAUACUUUCGAGGCAUUUUGGGUGGGAGCUAGAUAGCAAAAGCUAUAAAUAUUUUCUCUGUGCAUGUUUUUUUACAUUUCCUUUUUUGUUUAAUAAAGACGUCAUUCUGUUAGGAGUAGGAUGUCUUCCCGUGUUCUGCCUGGAAUAAAAGCUUUGUGACUUGACUCCAUUGUAUAUAAUAUACAUUCCGGCUUUAUGAGCUCUGUUCCUUGUUCAGUUUUAUUGCUGUAAUUUAAACUCUCUCGAAAGAAAAUGACUGUCACAGGAAACUAGACCACGACAAAGCAAAAUAACGGGGUUAUUCACUUAAGUGUGAAUUUCAAAUUGUAAUCAUCCUGGAAACAGAGGGAAAUUGAAUGUUUACAAUUUGGCAAUCUUGGUUUGCAAACUGUAACAAUGGGGGGAAAAAAAUAAAAAAUCUCCAGCGUGGAAUCUCCCCAGUAUCGGUGGAUACUACACUAAAUUUUAACGUGAAAUGAAAUCGCGCUAAAUGAACUAAAUUGUGUUUAAUCUGUUGUAAGAGCAUUGUGAAUAUAUAAUGCAAAGUUAAAGGGACACUCCAGGCACCCAGACCACUUCUGCCCAUUGGAGUGUUCUGGGUGGCAACUCCCACUACUCUUAACCCUGCAAGUGUAAUUAUUGCAGUUUUAUUAUAAACUGCAAUAAUUACCUUGCAGGGUUAACUCCACCUCUAAUGGCUGUCUAUUAGACAGCCACUAGAAGGCACUUCCUGGUUCUUACCACAGGAAACCUUGCGCUGUGUGAGGACUUCCAGCGUUGCUCAUUUCCCCAUAGGAAAGCAUUGAAGUGUAUUUUCAAUGCUUUCCUAUGGGGAGUGCUAAUGCGCAUGUGCGGCAUUGCCGUGCAUGCGCAUUAGGUCUCCCUGGCCGGUGGGCAGGAUCAGUCUCGCCCAUCAGCCUUCGCAGUCAGAAGGAGGAGCGGCGCGGAGGGAGAAGCAGCGACGUGGGACAUCGUCGCUGCCUCAGGUAAGUUACUGAAGGGGUUUUCACCCCUUCAGCAACCGGGGAUUGGGGGGUGGGAGGGAGAGGGAACCUGCAGUGCCAGGAAAACUGAUUUAUUUUCCUGGCACUGGAGUUUCCCUUUAAUGUGAUAAAAAUAUAGUGUUAUAACUAACUAUAACAACUAUAACUAUAUAACAAAACCAUUAUAGUGAUACCCAUAUCCUAUAUCUGCUCACUAUCAAAUACAAAUUAAUAUUUAAGUGACGUUGCUGCUAUCCAGAACAUACUCAAAUUUAUACAUUCCUGUUUGUUUGCGGAGAUGGGUGAUUUUAAGUAGCUUUGUAAAACUUAAAACUAUUGUAAUAUGUGCGCUGUUCCUUAUAUUUGUUGUAUAAAUUGUGGUCUCCACUGAAAAAUGCAAGUAGUUUUUUUGGCUGUAGUUGUCUUGAUAUGCAGAGACAUGAUGUGAGGAGCAGAAUUACGCAAGCCUCUAAAGUCUAUACAUGUUAACAGAAUGAGUCAACCGUUGGACCUGUUUAAAACUGGGAGAUUUGGGUACAGCCAAAAAGGUUAACAGGAGGCCAGGCGUUUCUGACCCGUUCUGGAACUGUGUGAUUCUGUGAUCACUACAACAUGCUUACUUUCUUUGUCCAAUGUUAUCUCUGAGUACGUGUGCACAAUCGGUUAUAUGAGCUCCUGUCCAUGUGUGAUAACCAGCUCCCUGUGGUUUGUAAACUUAAAUAGUUAAGACAGUAAUUGGAGUGUGCCGGAAUGGAGAGGGGGGGUUAGGGGGAGGGGAGGCACGGCUACAUUUCCAGUUUUGUUUUCCUGGCAUUAGAAAAUUACCUAGCACCAGCUUACCACUUUAAAGGAACUCUAUAGUGUAAGACUACCUAUCUAUCUCCAUGUCUGGCUUACAUACCUCUUCUCCAUCCAUGCGCUAAUCUCGCACUGCUGGCCCCGCCUCCACGGCUAUUCUCUUCAAUCUUGGUAAAUAGAGCUUUGUUGUGAAAUUGUAAGCCCAGUGCUUGCUUCGGAAUAUUGCAGAGCAGAGUCACACAGACCGGCAUGUACAAGCUUUUAUAUAUUGGGUAGGCCCACACCCUGGCAAUAUGCACCUCCCUGGGCAGGCUAACUCAGGAAUGAUAUGAUGGCCCAGAUGCUGGGGAUGUGUAGUUUUUGCAGGAACGUCAAAGUUUAGUAUCAUUAUUGAAAACGAUGGUUUGCUAUAGAUUGAGGUAACACUGUUAAAGCCAAGAAAGGUAAUAGGGAGGAGUCGGGCAACUAUAGGCCAGUAAGCCUUACUUCUGUAGUGGGGAAAGUGAUGGAAACCAUGUUAAAGGAUCGGAUUGUUGAACACAUGGAUUUCAAGAUCAGAGACAACAUGGGUUUACUUCAGGGAGAUCAUGCCAAACUAAUCUUAUUGAUAUUUUUUUUGAUUGGGUAACUAAAAUUAUAGAUCAGGGUGGUGCAGUAGACAUUGCUUACCUAGAUUUCAGUAAGGCUUUUGACACUGUUGCACAUAGAAGGCUUAUCAAUAAACUGCAAUCUUUAAGUUUGGAUUCCACUAUUGUUGAAUGGGUAAGGCAGUGGCUGAGUGACAGGCAACAGAGGGUUGUAGUUAAUGGAAUAUAUUCGAAGCUUGGACUUGUCACCAGUGGGGUACCUCAGGGAUCUGUACUUGGACCCAUUCUCUUUAAUAUUUUUAUUAGUGAUAUUGCAGAAGGUCUUGAUGGUAAGGUAUGUCUUUUUGCUGAUGAUACUAAGAUAUGUAACAGGGUUGAUGUUCCAGGAGGGAUAAGCCAAAUGACAAAUGAUUUAGGUAAACUAGAAAAAUGGUCAGAAUUGUGGCAACUGACAUUUAAUGUGGAUAAGUGCAAGAUAAUGCAUCUUGGACGUAAAAACCCAAGGGCAGAGUACAGAAUAUUUGAUAGAGUCCUAACCUCAACAUAUGAGGAAAGGGAUUUAGGGGUGAUUAUUUCUGAUGACUUAAAGGUAGGCAGACAAUGUAAUAGAGCAGCAGGAAAUGCUAGCAGAAUGCUUGGUUGUAUAGGGAGAGGUAUUAGCAGUAGAAAGAGGGAAGUGCUCAUGCCAUUGUACAGAACACUGGGGAGACCUCACUUGGAGUAUUGUACACCGUACUGGAGACCUUAUCUUCAGAAGGAUAUUGAUACGUUAGAGAGGGUUCAUGGAUUGCGGGAUAAAACUUACCAGGAAAGGUUAAAGGAUCUUAACAUGUAUAGCUUGGAGGAAAGACGAGACCGGGGGGAUAUGAUAGAAACAUUUAAAUAUAUAAAGGGAAACAACACAGUAAAGGAGGAGACUAUAUUUAAAAGACGGAAAACUACCACAACAAGAGGACAUAGUCUUAAAUUAGAGGGACAAAGGUUUAAAAAUAACAGGAAGUAUUACUUUACUGAGAGGGUAGUGGAUGCAUGGAAUAGCCUUCCAGUUGAAGUGGUAGAGGUUAACACAGUAAAGGAGUUUAAGCAUGCGUGGGAUAGGCAUAAGGCUAUCCUAACUAUAAGAUAAGGCCAGGGACUAAUGAAAGUAUUUAUAAAAUUGGGCAGACUAGAUGGGCCGAAUGGUUCUUAUCUGCCGUCACAUUCUAUGUUUCUAUGUUUAAAGCCGAUGUUUAUAGACAUCCAAUCCAGUGAUUCUCAUAGAGGAGCAUUGGAGACGAAAAGUGCAAGCGCGGCCAGCUCUAUUGGAUGUUGGCUGUGAGAAAAGAGUUUUGACUCCAUUCUCACAGCCGAAGCACCUCAAGGGCCUGUCAGACAGCCACUAGAGGUGUGUAAACCCUGCAAUGAUUUGCUGUAUCUACUAAAUGGCAAUGCUUCACAUUGGAAGGUUAAAGCUAAAUGACUACUGCACCUAAACCACUUUAGUCAGAUGAUGUGGUCUGGGUGUCUUUUGUGGUCCUUUAAGAAAGUGGAGAUUUAUACUAAAAUUGGUUAAAUCAAUCAGUGGUUUCUAUGGUGAUUACUCCACUUUUGCAGUGCAAAUUUUUAUUAUCUGAAAAGUUCCUAUAUGGAACGAUUUCAUAGUUUUUCCUUUUUUUAUUUGCAGUGCUAUACAGUGAGGGGGGAAAAGUAUUUAAUCCCCUGCUGAUUUUGAAUUACACGGAAUGUAAUUCAAGGAGAAGUUCAAAAUAGUCAGGUUGGGAAAAAAGUUAUUAAGUUGGAGCUACAGUGAGGGAGAAAAGUAUUUGAUCCCCUGCUGAUUUUGAAUGUUUUUUGUUUUUUUUUCAUUGACAAAGAAAUGAUCAGUCGUCAGUUCUAACUGUAGGUGUAUUUUAACAGUGAGAGACAGAAUAACAACAAAAAUAAAAUCAAAGUUAUAAAUUGAUUUCCCAGGUGUCUUUUCUACAGGUAACAAGUUGAGAUUAGGAGCACUCUCUCACAGGGGGUGCUCCUAAUCACAGCUUGUUACCUGUAGAAAAGACACCUGUCCAUAGAAGCAAUCAAUCAGAUUCCAAACUCUCCACCAUGGCCAAGACCAAAGAGCUGUCCAAGGAUGUCAAGGACAAGAUUGUAGACUUGCAUAAGGCUGGAAUGGGCUACAAGUCCAUCGCUAAGCAGCUUGGUGAGAAGGUGACAACAGUUGCUGCAAUUAUUCGCAAAUUAAAGAAACACAAAAUAAGUCAGUCUCCUUCGGUCUGGUGCUCCAUGCAAGGUCUCACCUCGUGGAGUUUCAAUGAUCAUGAGAACGGUGCGGAAUCAGCCCAGAACUACAUGGGAGGAUCUUGUUAAUGAUCUCAAGGCAGCUCGGACCAUAGUCUCCAAGAAAACAAUUGGUGACACACUACGCCGUGAAGGACUGAUAUCCUGCAGCUCCCGCAAGGUCCCCCUGCUAAAAAUAAACACCUGUACAGGCCUGUCUGAAGUUUGCCAAUGAACAUCUGAAUGAUUCAGAGGAGUACUGGGUUAUGGUCAGAUGAGACCAAAAUCAUGCUCUUUGGCAUCAACUCAACUCGUCGUGUUUGGAGCAGGAGGAAUGCUGCCUAUGACCCCAAAAACACCAUCCCCACCGUCAAACAUGGAGGUGGAAACAUUAUGCUUUUUGGGUGUUUUUCUGCUAUGGGGACAGGACAACGGCACCGCAUCAAAGGGACAAUUGACUGAGCCAUGUAGCAUCAAAUCUUGGGUGAGAAUCUCCUUCCCUCAGCCAGGGCAUUGAAAACGGGUCGUGGAUUAGUAUUCCAGCAUGACAAUGAUCCAAAACACACAGACAAGGCAACAAAGGAGUGGCUCAAGGAGAAGCACCUUAAGGUCCUGGUGUUGCCUAGCCAGUCUCCAGCUCUUAAUCCCAUAGAAGAUCUGUGGAGGGAGCUGAAGGUUUGAGUUGCCAAACGUCUGCCUCAAAACCUUAAUGACUUGGAGAGGAUCUACAAAGAGGAGUUGGACAAAAUCCUUCCUGAGAUGUGUGCAAACCUGGUGGCCAACUACAAGAAAGGUCUGACCUCUGUGAUUGCCAACAAGGGGUUUGCCACCAAGUACUAAGUCGAAGGGGUGAAAUACUUAUUUCAUUCACUCACAUGCAAAUAAAUUGAUAACUUUUGACAUGCGUUUUUUGUUGUUGUUCUGUCUCUCACUGUUAAAAUAUCAAAAUGUUCAACUUCUGAAUGAGCAAUCUGCAUCUUUUUCAUUCAAAACAAAAAAUAAUUAUAUGACUGAGUAAAUGUCUGCCGCUGGCAACCUCUGUUUUCACUUGAGAGAGUAACUCUUAUUCAUGUUUGCGUGUUAUGAGGUUUUCGUUUUCUUUUUUUUUUUUUUUUUUUCUUGUGAAUGGGAUAUAAAAAUCACAGGUGCAUUGUGGGGCUUUACACAUGUUCCGUAAUUUAUUUACAGAUCACUAUGGUUGGCCAGAGAUCGGCCACAAGAUUUCAGCCACUCCCUGUGUUUAUUUUGUGGACCUUGUUCUUUUCUACUGGAGUCUGAUUUUAGAAAUAAAUUUGGGAUCUGAUUUUUGAAGGUGUGUGUGUGUGUGUGUUUCUUUCUUUUUAUUUAUUUAUUUUUUACUACCAUUAUAACUGCCUUCUCAAUGUAUACCUUCCAACAGUCCCAGAUCUGGCAGAACAGUCUUCGUUUGUGUCCUCUGACUCACCAUCCCAGGUAUUUUUCUCUGGUGUCUCCAGAAGAACACCUAAACAGUGCGGCACCAGCACAUCAGUAAACCUCCUUCAAUGCUGGGUAUUUCUGCACAUUUGUAGCCAUUAUGACACUCAAUCAAAUAAGCACACCUACUGAUGUGCAUCACUAAUAAUGACCAACAUCCCUGCCUCACUUCUUCUUUUGGCUCAGCACCCGUCCAUCCAUUAUAUACCUCCCUAUGGUAGGAAACAUGUAAUGGUUCAUGAAUCAUCUCUUACUUGUUUCAUUAGUCUGUAAUAUAGUGUAGAAACAUAUCUUGUCCAUUUCUGAUAGUUUGCCAUUGCAAGUUUUAGCUCUCCAAGUGUCAAUGAGACCACUGAAUUAAAAAAAUGGUUAACACAAGUUAUGAGAUUUAAAUAUUCCAUUCAAUGGCGAAACGUCCAGAAAAGUGAUUGAUUACCUUUUUAAUAUCAGAUACCACGAUCGCGUGGACCGUAUAAAAAUGUAAAAGCAGAAGAAUUUCUAUUUGAUAAUAAGAUGUACUUCUGAGAAUGUAGCAAGCAGUCGUAACAUUCAUAUAUCCCAAAGUAUCAGCCUGAUCCUAAAACACGCAAGAACAGUGAGAGUAACCCACCACGUGGUGAGAGACAAGAUAAUGGACAGAGCACAGACUACAUCAAAAUCCAUUCUGCUUCUAGCCGUAGGACUCCCAUGGCUCAGAUCAGCCUGGCUCUUCAGUAUCUGAAUAAGUAAAAGUAUAAAUUUAAAGCAGUACCCUUAGCAUCUAAAGCCAAUCUCAUCCCUUGACAUUUUUUUUUUCUUCUUCUACAUGAAUUUUUAUUUUAUUUUAUUUUUUUUGUUGCUAUUAAAUGUUUGAGGGAAAAUUCUGAGUAGACAGAUCAUAUCAAGGCAUUUUUUUGCUGUAGAUACCUUGAGCAAAAUGUAUUUUUUUUUUUUUAAAUAUUUGUAAACUGACAGAUAUUUACUAACCUAUUCUCUCUGUACAGAGAUAUAUAGUUCCCAUCAGGCUGCGCUCAGUCUGUAGUGGUUUUGUUAGUGUUUUUUUUAAUUUAUUUAUUUUUUGCCCGGAUCCAUACUCAAGGAGGGUUCGUGUUUCUCCAUUAAAUAACAUUCUAUUCUUUUGCCAUGUGUAAAAAAAAGUUUGGUUUUUUUUUGUUUUGUUUUUCUUGUCCUACAUAUGUUUGGAUGACAAGGUCUUGAGAAUAUUGAGAAUAUUUUGUUCUUAUUUAUUGAUGUAUGGAAUUGGGUUUUCCUUUUUUUUUUUUUUUUGAAUUCUUUAUUUUUGCAGUGCUUAGGUUUUACACACACGCUUGUCAAGCCACAAUAGCUAGUCCAAGCCAAUGAAGUAGUACAUGUUUUACAUUUCACAAUAUCAUGGCAUUCGUCCAUAGCACUUUUUUUUUGUUAGUUACAGAACCUGGUUACACGGGAAAUCUGCUAUUCUCAUCGUUUGGUCAUUUAGUGAACUGGUUAAUCCUGUAACCUAUGGGUUAACAUGCUUGGUGAACUUCGCUAAAUCUUGCUUGUAACAAAGUAACAUCGCUGUACUAGUUAGACAUAAGGUUUUUAUGCUGUGUCAAUACAGGUACAGCUUAAAAUGUGAAUAUACAGGGUAAAGGUACUAGGUGAUACUUGCACCCGUUUUAAGUGACUGAUUACUCAUGGGUUAACUUUGCUAGGGCAUUCUAUCCUGCUUUUGCGGUUGCGAUUGCUUGGAACAUAGUUUAGCAUAUACUUAGAGUCCUGAGAGUAGUAGCUUGUAUGAGCACCCCACACCUUCGCUGGCGUGCAGUUAGGUAUUCCUGCUCCCCGGAGGGAUGUUGGGCAGGCUUUGAGACUCAUGCUGGUUCCUCAAGUCCUGUCUGCCCGGGUUCUGUUUUGUGGCUGCUGAAGGUUGGUAAGUCCCCCUGAUUUUGUCGCAGCUGCUUUCCUCCAGCCGUUUGGUGUCUUCUCCUUGCGGUUUGGCAGUUAGGUUUGGAGGUGAUGUGCAUUCUCUGCCGGCAGGCUGAGCAUGCCCGGGGGUUUGUCUAUUAGAUCUGGGUGGCUGCAUGUGUCCGCUUGUAGUCGCCUUCCAAACUCACAGGGCUUGUGUAGGAGCCGCAGGUAUCUGUGUGAGCCAGCAGGGUCGCUGCGCCGCCAUUUUAGAUAUGGCUCGUGGCCUGGUCUGCAUGUUGGCGGUCUUUCUGGGCCCCGGGUGUUUCGUGGUAGCAGAGGCUGCAGAGCGUAUAGGGUGUGGGCCGGGAUCACCCCCGCCGGUCCGGGGGGGGGGGAACAGGGCCCGGUCCGCUCAGCUAAGGGAGUCUGGCCAGACAGCAUCGGGCAGGAUAGCGGGCGGCGGCCGUCCGUCCGUCUCGCUCACCGCCUGAGUAGGCCUCAUCCAGAAGGAGCGGUGCGUAUCUCUCCAGGGGACUAAAACGUUAGUCGCAAGCCUCUCCCCGGUUCCAGAGUCUCCCAUGUGCCGGCCCACCUCCGUAGGUCGUCGGGUAGGGCAAAAAGUUUCUUGUUAUAGAUUAAUGCUUUGAAAGUUGCUGGAGCUGCUGUGCCAUGCGACCGGCCAGCAUGGCGGUCAGGCCCCGCCCCCUGGGUUUUCUUUUUUUAUGUGAUCCACAGGAAGUAAUUUUAUUUUUGGGGCAACUUUUUUUUCGUUUUGUUUUCUAUGUUAUAUAUUUGUUUAUUUUAAUUUUUUUAAAACUAUAUUGUUUCUACUUUAUGAAGUUCAAUAGGUCGGUGAAGACUAAUUGCCUACUAUUAAAGGGACCCUAUAGUCACCAGAACAACUACAGCUUAUUGAAUUUGUUCUGGUGAGUAGAAUCAUUACCUUCAGGCUUUUUGCUGUAAACACUGUCUUUUCAGAGAAAAUGCAGUGUUUACAUUACAGCCUAGUGAUAACUUCACUGACCACUCCUCAGGUAGCGGUUAGAGAUCCUUCCUGGGUCAUGGCUGCCUAAAAUGCAUCCAAACAUUCAGUGUCUCCUCCCUCUGCAUGCAGACACUGAACUUUCCUCAUAGAGAUUCAUUGAUUCAAUUCAUCUCCAUGAGGAGAUGUUGAUUGGCCAGGGCUGUGUUUGAAUCAUGCUGGCUCUGCCCCUGAUCUGCCUCUUUGUCAAUCUCAGCCAAUCCUAUGGGGAUGCAUUCUGAUUGGAUCAGGCUACCACUUCUGAUGAUGUCAGCAGACUGCUUGUUUUUCUGAGUCUAACAGCAUGCAGAGUUACAGCUUCUGGCUUGAAUACAGUAAGAUUUUUACUAUAUUUAUGGAGGCAUGAGGGGCCCAGGGGGGCUAGAUGGUGGUUUUAACACUAAAGGGUCAGGAAUACAUGUUUGUGUUCCUGGCACUAUAGUGAUCCUUUAAGCACAGAGUCUCCUGUUUGAUAGUUACCAAAUGUACCAUUUCUCUUUCGGUAUUGUAUGUUUCUGGUGCUUGCUUUUUCUUGUUGGUCUACGCAGAUGUCCCAUUUUUCUGUCUCCAAAAUAUUCUAAUCAACAUCCUGUCAUCACCAUUUAUUAGUUCAAAAUGUAUGGUUUAUUUUUGUGUUCCUCUUCUCUCUGCAGGUAGAUUGGACUUAUAGUUCCUCCGCCAUGGCUACCAAGUCCCCUCCCCCUUUGAUGAAGAAGCACAGUCAGACUGACCUCGUUAGCCGAUUGAAGACACGCAAGAUACUUGGCGUGGGAGGUGAAGAUGAUGAUGGAGAGGUUCACCGGUCAAAGGUGAGUAAAGAUAUUUAUGCAACUGAAGAUACCUUCAUUCAGAGGUAGACCACCUGAAGCUGUCUAGUUCUUACAUUACCUGGAUUAUCUGGGUUAUAAGCGGUUGAUCCACCUUCUGGGGGUUUCACAGGACCCAGCUCUUUAAUGUCUUAUUUAGAACAAAUUAUUUGGUUUGCACACAAGCCAUGGAUUUGUCAACGGAGAACUAGUGGGUACCACCUUGUUCAUUCGGAUGGGUGAUUGUCCGCUUAGACACACAUGGCUACAUUUGGAUCUCCCAGAUAUCUGUGUGUAAACUACGCAUCACAUGAUGCUCAGUCCACAUUUAACGCUUCUGAGACGUUUUCAUAUUAAAAAAAACCCCGGUGAACCAAGCUACAAGUAACUCAACAUCCCUGUUGUAUUGUCACGGCUAUAUGUGGCUUUUGGGGAGUAUGGGACGUUGUGAUCACAAGUGAAUGGCAUGUCAAGUAAUGGACCGAGCGGUGUAAAUGGUCUGCCAGUUAUCUAGGCCAUUAGACAGAAUCACCUGAGCGCUGUCAGUUUGAUGGAUGGGAGACGAAUAAAGUUGCAGAGCCAAACUCGUUGUGUCUGUCACCCGCUGCAGUGGUCCAUCUAAUCCGGGAAAAUGUUACCUAGCCUCUUGCUGAUGCAGAAAGGGUUAAUGAAAGAUACAUUUUCAUUUAUUUGGCCAUGGAUAUUACUGCAACAUUUGAAAAUAAAUUACAGUUUUAUAUAAAUAAAAUGCUUUCCAUGGUAUAUUCCACGGUUUAAUGUGCUAUUUCUGUUUCCCACGUCUCAUCUUCUCUCAUUAUUUUAUUUUAUCGCGUGUCAUCCUGCUGUGCUCUGUGGGGAAAUUUUUUUUGCACUAAUGCCAUUCUCCGUUAAGUUUCCCUCUAAUCUUCUCUAAACUGCCUUCUUUUCUUUUCUUCCCCGUAGUUUCAGCAGAUGCUGUCGGCUUUAAUUCCAUCACCCCCAUUCUUCGUAACCCCUUAGCUAGCGCCGGAGACAGGCAGAGCCACGUCAAUGCGAUAAAGGCACUUAUACACGUAAAAGCCGAACGAAGAUGCAUGCAUUACUGCCGCUCUAACUAGCUUUACUCAGACUGGGAGUACUCUGAUAUGUGCUACAGGGCCGCUGGUUAGCCCUAGCAAUGCCACAGCACAGAUACACUUAUUCGCUGAACACAGAAGUGAAUUGAAUCCAAAUUAGCUGAUUAAAAAUUAAGAAAUAAAUGUAGAAAAGGAAAAAUCUAGUUAGCCUGAUGCAGUUGCAGAUUGGUUUUCAAUUCGUCAUUAUUCACAUUUUGGUGAUGACAGGAUGUUGAUUAGAAUAUUUUGGAGACAGAAAAAUGGGACACCUGCGUCGACCAAACGGAAAAAGCAAGCACCAGUAACAUACAAUACCGAAAGAGAAAUGGUACGUUUGGUAACUCUCAGACUAUCAAACAGGAGACUCCGUGCUUAAUAGUAGACAAUUAGUCUUCACCGACCUAUUACUCUUAAUAAAGUAGAAACAAUGUAGUUUAAAAAAAAUAAAAUGUGAAUAAUGACCAAUUGAAAACCUCUAUGAGGCCAGGCAGUCUAUAUCCCUUUUCGGAUCCUUGCUCAGCCUAAAGCGUAUUGAGCGAUCGGCAGGUGAGGCAUGCUGGGAGAUGUAGUUUCAUAGCUUUGCUGUCUGCUGGCCACCCCAUGCUCUCACACAUUUCUUUAUUUACUUUCAGAUCAGUCAAGUUUUAGGAAAUGAAAUCAAAUUUGCAGUUCGAGAACCCCUGGGUUUGAGGUAGGUUCCUCCACAAAGUAUAUUGUCACUAUGGAUUUCCUUUGGGAUUUUUGAAAAAAAACCAAAAACAUUAUUUUGGAAAGAUUACUUUGUUUGAUAACUGUGGAGCUCUGCUUCAACUAUUAGAUUGAAUUAUGCAAAUCUGCUGCCACUCACUCCAUGCCUACUCCAGUAAUGGUAAUUGGUUUUGUUACAUUAAAAAGCUAUUUUAUAUCCCAAUUCCAAGUGCUCUGGAGACCUUAACACGUGUUACAAAUGUUUGAGGGAAAGUAAAAAAAUGUACACUGCAGUUAACGCUCCCCCAAGUGAAGAAUCAGUUUGUCAAUUUUGGAGAAAAUCAACUAUCUGAAGCUCAGUAGUGCCUCCAUCUGGCUACUGUUGGAACUGCAUGUGUUUGUCAUUUUAUUAUGCUUCAGAUAUAACAUCAUAGUCAAUGAAGUGAAAAUAGUCAGGAAUUCACGGGGAAUUUCAAAAAAAAUAAAAAUUUCUGGCUUGGAAGUGUGACUGACUUGAGUGAAUCCAGUUUAGCUAUGUUUUCGCUUAAAUUUGAAAUUCCCAUCGUCCUUUGAUUCGGUACAUUAAUGUUUAAAUGUAACACACUGUUUGGAGACCUGAAAUUAAUUAAAGCCAUUCUGGCAAACCGCUAAAAGGAGCUGAACUGCACACCCAUCAACCUGUUCAGUCACUCAUGAUAGGAAUUGUAGUCCAAUAGAAGUUUGCAAACUGCAGGUUGUUAGUCAUUGUAUACAAAUUGUGCAGAGACAUUGUCUGGUUUGAUACAAUUUUCAUGACAUUCCGUCGUUCUCUUCCAACAGGUUAUGGCAGUUCCUUUCGGCUGUAAUGUUCACCGGGAUUGCAGUCAUGGUAAGUUGUUGCAGUUAACGAACCUAUUUAUAUAUUGUAUCCAAAGCAAAUGAUUCACACGGCGUGAGAGAGCAAGAGUUGCAAAUUUGUAUUCAGUGCAUCAUUUAUUUUCACUGAACCCUUUAGGAUAAAUAACUUUAAGCUGUCCGUUCGCCAAAAUUUUAAAACCUUUCUUUUAAUAUUACCUUAACACAUUAAGUAGCUAGAUUGGUAUGGGACGCAACAUGAUACGAGGGGGCAAGCUUUAAGAAUUCGGAAAAUCAUUUAUUUAUUUUAUUUUUACUAAAUGUGAAAUUGUCCAGGCUUGAAUAUUUUUUUAACUUGCUUUUCCCACCAAAGGAUCUGUCUGCAGAAAAAAAAAAAAACGCUGUGAAAGAGCUUUCAUGAGAUUUCAGCAGUCCUUCUGUCCGCCUCGAGUUCUGGCAUUUUCUGUUCUCUUGUUCCUUAGUUAUUCUCCCCAGUUACUUUACAUCCAUUUAAUCCCUUUCAGUUCGAUGUACUUGAUAUUUCUUUAUCUUCAGUUCAAUAGUUUUUCUUUUUCUCAGCUAAUGCAUGUUUUAGAGACAAGGAACACGUUCUCUUUCCUUCCUCCUGCCUCCCUCUAGGGUUUGUCCUAUAAAAUUCAUGCAGCUUUUUGGGUUGGGAGAGAGAUUAUGCUACAUUUGUCUGCAUUCUCGGUUAUAAAUGCUGAUUUUCUUCCUCUGCAGAGUAUCUGUGAUGGUGCAUGCACAAGAUGGAAGCAUUUUUUUUGUGUGUGUGUCAAAAUGAUAAAGGAAUAAGUGGGGGGUAUUUUUCAGUUUCUGUUAACCGUAAGAUAGAGCACUGUAAUUAAUCAGUCUUGUAGGUGCUGUAUUCGCCAAACUACGGCGUUUAAUUGCUAAACUGGGACUUGGGGAAAAUUAUCAACUGUUUAACUGUUUUGACGAAGCUAACCCUAAUGGCAAAAUUUUCAGACCGCUUUUUUUUGCCUCUUUUCCUUUUCUGCUACUUGUAAUUUCCAGUUUAACAAAUGCAUUCCUCUAUUUUGCCAUCAAUCUACACCUAUUUUCUCUAGUUGUAGCAGUUAGCAUGAUGAUGAUGCCACUAGUGAAUCUUAAAAAAAUUAUUAUUGAAACCUCUAGACCUUUUUGUGCAGGUCUAAAUGCUCAAGCGAACGUGUCUACCGGACAGCAUAAUAUUUUGUUUGAUAUUAACAGUUUCUGUUCUGCUAAAAGAACAGCGAUCCCUGCUUGCACUUCAAUAUAGGACCAAUACAAACCACCUGGCUAAAGGAUACUCCGUAUUUGUAUUUUAUUUCCUCCCAUAAAAGUUAACUUGCAAGAAAUGUCUGUAAUUCAAGGGUUCUGCUUAACCUCUUAUAUAGAAGAUGUUCAAUUCAAUAAUAGUUUGAAAUAUUAGCAGAGGUUCCAUGCCAGUGCAAACUUGGAGAGUAAUUCUCCCUCAAAAUUUACCCAGCAAACCAAAAUAAAGAAUAUUGGAUGAACAUGUAAAUUUUGGAUUGACCUCUAAUCAUUUUUUUAUUUUUUUUUCAGCUAGGGUUUAGGGAAAUGCUAUGAUAACAUAACCUUCUAUGCAUGUCAUCUGUGUAGGGAGGAGUCUGGUAACUAUAGGCCAGUAAGCCUUACUUCAGUAGUGGGGAAAGUGAUGGAAACCAUGUUAAAGGAUAGGAUUGUUGAACAUCUAAAAACACAUGGAUUUCAAGAUCAGAGACAACAUGGGUUUACUUCAGGGAGAUCAUGCCAAACUAAUCUUAUUGAUUUUUUGAUUGGGUAACUAAAAUAAUAGAUCAGGGUGGUGCAGUAGACAUUGCUUACCUAGAUUUCAGUAAGGCUUUUGACACUGUUGCACAUAGAAGGCUUAUCAAUAAACUGCAAUCUUUAAGUUUGGAUUCCAAUAUUGUUGAAUGGGUAAGGCAACAGAGGGGUUGUAGUCAGUGGAGUAUAUUCGAAGCUUGGACUUGUCACCAGUGGGGUACCUCAGGGAUCUGUACUUGGACCCAUUCUCUUUAAUAUUUUUAUUAGUGAUAUUGCAGAAGGUCUUGAUGGUAAGGUAUGUCUUUUUGCUGAUCAUACUAAGAUACAUAACAGGGUUGAUGUUCCAGGAGGGAUAAGCCAAAUGGCAAAUGAUUUAGGUAAACUAGAAAAAUGGUCAGAGUUGUGGCAACUGACAUUUAAUGUGGAUAAGUGCAAGAUAAUGCAUCUUGGACGUAAAAACCCAAAGGCAGAGUACAGCAUAUUUGAUAGAGUUCUAACCUCAACAUAUGAGGAAAGGGAUUUAGGGGUGAUUAUUUCUGAUGACUUAAAGGUAGGCAGACAAUGUAAUAGAGCAGCAGGAAAUGCUAGCAGAAUGCUUGGUUGUAUAGGGAGAGGUAUUAGCAGUAGAAAGAGGGAAGUGCUCAUGACAUUGUACAGAACUCUGGUGAGACCUCACUUGGAGUAUUGGACACAGUACUGGAGACCGUAUCUUCAGAAGGAUAUUGAUACCUUUAGAGAGAGUUCAGAGCUACUAAACUGAUGGGUUCGGGGUGGGGCCAAAUGCCUUGCUGGCCAAUCAGCAUCUCCUUAGAAAUGCAUUGAAUCAAAGCAUCUCUAUGAGGAAAGUUCAGUAUCUGCAUGCAGAGGUGGGGAGAUACUGAACGGCAGUGCUACUCACUGUUCAGCACUGCCCUAGGAACCACCUCUAAAACACUGCAAAAAAGGCUGCAGGGAAUGAUUAUACCCCACCCAGAACAAAUGCAAUAAGCUGUAGUUGUUCUUGUGACUAUAGUGUCCCUUUAAGGCUAGGUGAAAUGUUAUGUCCAAUUUUGUGAUUAAACCUGUAUAUAAUAGUUUGGCAGUGAAAGGGUUACAUGCAAGUGAAAUGGUAAUAUGUAAAAAUGCUGCAAAUGUUGUAUGAAUGGCAUUAUCAUAGAUGUCGCUGAAUAUUUUUACAUUCACAGCUGAUUAGUGUCAGUGUUUUGUGGUAAUGAGCUUUCCUAUAAAAUGAAUGAUAUGUCCUAUUUAAACAAGUUCUAUCAUGUGGCUGCCUUGCCUUACAAACUAAGCAAAACUAGAAUCUGAUUUCAAAUGGUACAUGGUUUUUCCAGUGGAGAGUCAAAAAUGGGUCGCAAGAGAAUACUGAGAACGGGCAGCAGCUGAAAUAGCCUGCCCUUCGGUGGGUCCCCGCUCAGUUCUCAAGCUGAUUUUUGCUCAUCUUGUGCCAUUACAGAGAGAACAUAUCUGAAGCAUAUCAGACUGGUCCCACCCAUACGGGCAGUCCAGAUCCGAAAUGCCAGCAAGUUCUCUCUGCACGAAAGAUACAGCAACCCCAGACGAUCGUUUCAGCCUUGUUAGGCACAAGAUGAGCAAAAAUCAGCUUGCGAACUGAGCGGGGACCGACCGAAGGGCAGGCUAUUUCAGCUGCUGCCCGUUCUCAGUAUUCUCUUGCGACCCAUUUUUGACUCUCCACAAGUUUAAAGGGAUAAUCCAGACGUGGACCCCUUGCUCACGGUGCCUAGGGAGAUAUCAGCUAUGCCUCACUGACGAUGCCUAACAAGGCUGAAACAAUCGUCUGGGGUUGCUGUAUCUCUCGUGCAGAGAGAACUUGCUGGCAUUUCGGGUCUGGACUGCCCGUAUGGGUGGGACCAGUCUGAUAUGCUUCAGAUAUGUUCUCUCUGUAAUGGCACAAGAUGAGCAAAAAUCAGCUUGAGAACUGAGCGGUGACCGACCGAAGGGCAGGCUAUUUCAGCUGCUGUCCGUUCUCAGUAUUCUCUUGCUAUACGAGGAAAACAAAAAGAAUUAACCUAGGGCCAAAAUUUAGAUAUCACAAGGUAGAGGGCACAAAAAAGGGGGGUAACCCCUAAAUGGUGAAUAUCAUAGGGAAUAAACAGAAAAAGAAACAAAUGCCAUUCUACCUGUGUAUGAUUUACUGAGAGGACUGUAGAUUAAAAAGUAACUUUUAAUAAAUAAAUCUAAAAUAAGAAUAUAAAAAAAGAGAAAAAUAAUAUGAACAGCAGGAGUAAAUUGAGACUAUACAGCGAGUAAAACUCUGUGACUACUUAUAUAAGCUGUAAAAGUGUAUACAUAAUAACACUAAUGCUGAAGCAAUACUGUUUAGCUACAAUAUAACAUCAGUGUAUUCCCAAGUAAUAGAAGUGAUACUGUAUUAUAUAUCACUAAUAGCUGUAGCAAAAAGGGGGGGUGGAGAUAAGACAACUGCUAAACCUGUGCUGUCAAUAGUUCAGCUAAGACAGAUUUCUGACAGACGGCGAUUAGCCAGUUAAAUAUCACUAAAGCUGCCUAGAUCAUAGCAGCAUUUUGAUAAUAAAUUAAAGCUUGCUGUCAAGCAGUAAAGUGUAAAAUAAGGGGUUGCUGACCUGGCUCUGUUUAUUUCCUGCAAGAUACCUAGCAGUAUAUUCUAGUGUUACAACAGCUGCCUGCACUGAAUGAUGUUAACUUAUGCUUGACCACAGUGGAGCACAAAGUAGUAGCUCACCUGUGAAGGACUGCUGACAGGCAGCAGUUAACUGGUUAAAAAUCACACAAGUUGCCUAAAUGCUAGCUGCAUCUAAAUAAUAGGUCAAAAUGCUGCUAUGAUCUAGGCAGCUUUAGUGAUAUUUAACUGGCUAAUCGCCGUCUGUCAGAAAUCUGUCUUAGCUGAACUAUUGACAGCACAGGUUUAGCAGUUGUCUUAUCUCCACCCCCCCUUUUUGCUACAGCUAUUAGUGAUAUAUAAUACAGUAUCACUUCUAUUACUUGGGAAUACACUGAUGUUAUAUUGUAGCUAAACAGUAUUGCUUCAGCAUUAGUGUUAUUAUGUAUACACUUUUACAGCUUAUAUAAGUAGUCACAGAGUUUUACUCGCUGUAUAGUCUCCAUUUUCUCCUGCUGUUCAUAUUAUUUUUCUCUUUUUUAUAUUCUUAUUUUAGAUUUAUUUAUUAAAAGUUACUUUUUAAUCUACAGUCCUCUCAGUAAAUCAUACACAGGUAGAAUGGCAUUUGUUUCUUUUUCUGUUUAUUCCCUACAGUAUUCUCUUGCGACCCAUUUUUGACCCUCCACAAGUUUAAAGGGAUAAUCCAGACGUGGACCCCUUGCUCACGGUGCCUAGGGAGAUAUCAGCUAUGCCUCACUGACGAUGCCUAACAAGGUUUUCCCAGUAAAACGUUUUGGUGUUGUUGAGUUUGGAUUCCUUGUCCGGUACGGUAAAGGUUUGGUGGUGGUCAUGCGAGAUCAUCUUGUCUGACACAGAAAAGGCUCGGCUGUGUUUAUUUCUUGUAUGAUGCAAUGAAGGUUUAGUGGUGAGAGAGGUUGUCUUGUUCGCUAGUAGUAGUAAUGGUUUGGUGGUGAAGAGGGUGGCUGCCUUGUCUAGUGCAGUAAAGGUUUGGUAGUGGUGAUGUCUUGACUGGUACAGUUAUAGUUCGUGAUGGUGAGUAAGGCCCUCUUGUCCGAUAUAGUAAAAGGUUUGGUGGUGGUGAUGAUGUCUUGUCUGGUGCAAUAAAAGGUUUAUUGGUGGUGGCUUUCUUGUCCGGUACAGUAAGGGUUUGGUGGUGGUGAUGUCUGAUGCAAUAAAAGGUUUAGUGGUGGUGGUUUUCUUGUCCGGUACAGUAAGGGUUUGGUGGUGAUAACUUCUUAUUCUAUAUAAUAAAGGGUUGUGUGUUGGUGAUUUCUUGACCAAUUAUGGUUGGGAUUUGGUGAGGGAGGACAUCAUGUCAAAUAUAGUGAAGGAUUUUGUGGUGGCAACAUAGGGUAACUUGCCCAAAACUGCAUACAGACACGGCCGCUCAGAUAUGUACUCCUACUUUUUACCAGAAUCCCACGUUUACUGUCCUAGGUUUGGUAAACAAUCUGGGCCAGUAUUUUGCAUAAUAUAAUAACUGUUGCAGACCAUAUGUCUUUGAACUGUCCUUCCUUGGAUGUUUUGACAUCCUUAAGAAAAUCUAAUUCAAAUUCAGCCAACGUGCCACGGUAAGAUAAUACUGGACGAUAAAUAUUGGUUUUGGUUGGACGCGAAGUAGUGAGCUGGCAACUAGGUAGAAAAACUUGGGUGCAGUCCUUUUUAAAAUGGAGAGUUUGUUUAGACUCUAAACAAAUUAACUCACAAUAGCUCUGUUUAGUGAUAAAACCCUUUAGAAUAUACAGAAAGGCAUUGGCUAAUGGGUUCCCUUGCUAUUACAAAAUGCCAUUCCCUGUAAAGUGACUCUUCCCAACAGUAGUAAUAAAAUACUAGACUUUCAAUUUAUUUGACUGCAAUAAAAAAAAAGUCCCUUAAUUUCAAAACUUAUUUAAAUCACGGGAUUAUUGGCUAUAGUGAGAAUUCCAGGUAAAUUCAAAGUGAUUUUCAAAUUGACGUUCAAAGUUGCUGACCUGUUUAAAAGAAAAAAGAAAAUUCUCUUGAUCAGCUUUGUUUUCAGUUGAGCUACACUGGCCUUCAAUUUGAAAUUCACUUUGAAUUUUCACUUCAGUAAAUAACUCUGUUAGCCGGAUAGGAUACAGUUUGGAAUCUGGAACAGAAUGUGCCCAAGGACCGCCUUUUAAGCUUUGUACAAGAUAGCUCUUUAGAGUUCUCAUCCGUGGCAGACGUGUGGCUUUUGGUUUAGUUUCAUUAGCAGGACCGUGCUUGUGGCCAACUCUGAUGCCGCCAUCGCUGCAUUGGGAACAGAAUAAUUUCACCCUUAAUAAAUUUAUUCUCUGGCAUCCGAGCCAGCUGUGAGUGCUGCAUCGACAAAAAUGGCGUGCUGUUGCCACUCUGUGUCCUGCAGGAUACAUUGUGUGCUUUGUAUUUCCAGGCAUCAUUUCUCAGUACAGAAAGCGUUCCUUGUUGCAUCGAUUUCACGCUCUCACACUGUGCCUGCAUGUGGAGUGCCAGACUCCAAAUUGACACAACCUCGCUCUUCUAAUGAAAGAUAAUAGAGAUUCAUUGAACUUUGAAAUCGCGGCUGAAUUGGAGAGUGGGCAUUUCUCUUGCUGUAUGCCGGUGGAAACGUCUUCAGUGAACGUAUUAACUCUUAUCUGUAUCUCAAAGUGGUGAGAUCUUAUCUUCUGCUUUCUGCUCCUGCAGGCUCUAACUUUCCCCGAUCAGCUGUACGAAGCGGUUUUUGAUGGAGGUACAGUGAGCAGCAAAACGUCGACGCGUCUAUACGGAGGGGCCCUAUUCAGUAAGUAGACUCGUCUUACAGACCUAAGACGAACACUUUCCAAGGGUUAACUUGUGUAUCCUCAGCAUAAUGGUGGUACAUUCAUGUAGGGUUUAUAUAGUAGCAGGACUUCUGAUCAGUUGACAAGAAAACUGCAAAACGUAAGUGAAAAUGGCUAUAUAUAUAUAUAUAUAUAUUCUCUCUCAGUUGGGCCAUUUUGGUCAAUCAUACUGUAUAUUCUGUUUAAUGCCAGGUUUAGUGAAUAUAUCUAGUAGGGAAUUAUUUACUACACAUCCAAAGUUCAGCUAAUUUAAUUAGUCUAUGCUUGAGGGUGCUCUUUGAUCUGCCCAAAAAAAAUUUGUACCAGUAAGGAAUUGUAACAUCGGGGUCCAAGAAUUCUUAAGGUGAUCAUUAAAAUCCUAUGAGUUAUGGUUUCAAAAAGCAUUGUGAUAUCUGAAAGGAUUAGAAAUGAGAUCUUACCCCAGUUUCUCGCCAUCGGCUAUUCAGCAUGUCUUCUAAAUUCUGUCCAAUCAUUUUCCUAUUGAGUUUUAGCACAUUUCUAAAUAAAAAUCCCUGGAACUCCUUGACCAUGCCUAAUUUCCAUAAAAAAAUAUAUCAAUUGUUUUUAAUGACAUUGACAGGGGAGGAUUUCAGUACUGACUUCCUAAUUUGUUUUGUAGGUAUCUCUCUGAUCAUAUGGAAUUCCAUGUAUACAUCUGAGAAGGUAAUCAUCCGAUGGACACUUCUGACUGAAGCCUGCUACUUCAGCAUCCAACUCAUUGGUGAGUGGUUAUUGGUGAUGUCCCCUUGUACACAAAAAAAAUUAUGAAUGUUGUCCCUUUGCAAGCAUUUGUUUUGCUUGUGGCUAGCAUGACUCUUUUUGGAGAAGCUUCUCAUUCAAGCUGAGGCAACGCAAUUUGAUGAUAUGGGAGGUAGUUUCUUGAUCUGGAGGAAUUCUUUGAAGCAAUCAUCGUGGAGACCAAUGGAAUGUCUCUCUCCUUCCUUCCUUCUUUCCUUUCCUUUCCUUCCCUUCUUUCCUUCCCUUCCCUUCUUCCCUUCCCUCCCCUUCUUCUCUUCCCUCCCUCCCUCCCAGAUAUGGCAACAACAAAAGAGCUGAGUUUAUUUAGUACUGACCAUAACUGUGUACUUUCAGACUUGCCUGCUUGAUUGACUUCAAUUAUUAAUUGCAGCUUAACAACAUUAAUAUCUGAAAUUAGAUUAUUGGUAAACUCCUUGGCUUUCCAAUACAUAACAGGCAAAUUGAGCUGCCUCAGCCUGUAUGAUUACCUUAAUAAAAAUAGAGAAUUAGUCAAUAGCGGUUAUGUUUAGCUAGGCAUUAGUUGUGUUGUAUUGUGUGUUUUUUUUAUUUUAUUUUUUUUUAUUUAUUUUUUUAAAUAACUUUUUCUACCCUAUUUACAAUGCGGGGCAGGGGUGAUACAUAGAGGGGGAUAAUGUAUCUAAGAAAAUUUUAUUUCACAGCUUUUUCAAAGUAUUACGCAUUCUAGAGAUGCCAAACUGAUUUCCAGCAGUUGUGGAACUACCUCCCCACCACAUAAACCCAAUCCAUUAUUCUCUGGUAACCUAUGGCUGGGGUGGAAAAUGACAGGAUGGUUGUAGUUCAAAUUUAAUUAGGGAGAUUUGCUUUUACUUUCCAGACUUGUGCUGAAAUAUAUUUCUCUGACCCUGUGCUAAAUAUAUUUGUCUUUCUGGCAGUGACCACAGUGACUUUGAUAGAGAAUGGAACGUCUUCCAUUGCGGCUGCUGUCCUCGUCUGCAGUUGCCUCCUUUUUGUACUUGUCAGUGCGUACUUUUAUUACCAAGUUGGCCGACGGCAAAAGAAGCUCUGAACUGUUGCUCUGGUGCCGUUUACAUCAUUAUCUUCCAGACACCUCACACAUUGAUCUGUGCGUGUGUUGAGACCGUUUAAAUACGCUCACUGACUGCUGGGAACUGCAGCCUCCUUGGUUUUUGGGAUUAUUUUCCUUAUACUCUCAAGAGGGCGCUGCUGAGCAAAAUGAAGAUUGAGC
Molecule: messenger RNA, 32264 nt
Organism: Pelobates cultripes (western spadefoot toad)
Lineage: Eukaryota; Metazoa; Chordata; Amphibia; Anura; Pelobatidae
Source: the annotation of a GenBank genome assembly